This is a messenger RNA of Gossypium raimondii (Peruvian cotton), 1659 nucleotides long. Its product is annotated as BAHD acyltransferase DCR. The coding region runs from base 108 to 1445 and encodes 445 amino acids. NCBI's taxonomy places the organism in Eukaryota, Viridiplantae, Streptophyta, Magnoliopsida, Malvales, Malvaceae. The transcript has 2 exons. The record is from RefSeq and is a predicted model, not a curated record.
UCCUUUUUCCUACCUACAGCUCUUUCUAUCUUUGAAAACAUAGUUUUUUCUCUUUCUAGUGAGGUUUUUAUUUUCCUAAAGAAAGUAACAAUCCUGACGUGAAGGAUAUGGCAGGUGAUGCAGGGAGGAAGGAAGAAGAGAUUUCGAAGGUGAAAAUCAGAAGCAAAACCCAUGUCAAGCCUGGAAAGAUUAUAGGGAGAAAAGAAUGUCAAUUGGUCACAUUUGACCUUCCAUAUCUGGCAUUCUAUUAUAACCAGAAGUUGUUGUUUUACAAGGGUGGGGAAUUCGAGGAGCAGGUGGAAAAACUCAAGGAUGGGCUGAGGGUAAUUUUGGAGGAGUUUUAUCAGCUUGGAGGCAAGCUUGGAAAAGAUGAAGAAGGGGUUUUCAGGGUGGAGUAUGAUGAUGAUAUGGAGGGUGUUGAGGUGUUGGAAGCCAUCGCCGAUGGGCUGGCCGUGGACCAACUUGCGGCUGAUGAAAGCACAAGCUCUUUCAAGGACUUGAUACCCUACAACGGUGUCCUCAACUUGACGGGCUUACACAGGCCUCUACUGUCGGUGCAGUUAACGAAGUUGAAAGACGGACUAGCAAUGGGUUGUGCGUUCAACCACGCCAUCCUUGAUGGAACCUCAACUUGGCAUUUCAUGAGCUCGUGGGCUCAAAUCUGUCGCGGCUCAAACUCGAUUGCAGCCCCACCGUUCCUGGAGCGGACCAAAGCCCGAACCACCCGCGUGAAACUGGAACUCUCGUUCCCACCCAACCCAGUCGCUUCAUCCAACGGCCACACCGACCAAGCCCCGCAACUGAGGGAGAAAUUCUUCAGGUUUUCCGAAGCUGCCAUCGACAAGAUCAAGUCCAAAGUCAACUCCAACCAACCAUCCGCUGCCUCUAAACCAUUUUCUACUUUUCAAUCUCUAGCUGUCCACAUUUGGCAACAUGUAACCCAAGCACGUUGCCUUAAACCUGAAGACUACACCGUUUUCACCGUCUUUGCAGAUUGUCGUAAAAGGGUUGAUCCACCCAUGCCCGAUAGUUACUUCGGCAACCUGAUACAAGCCAUCUUCACCGUCACGGCUGCCGGGUUAUUGCUGGCGAACCCAUCGCAUUUCGGUGCGUCGGUAAUACAAAAAGCUAUCGAAGCACACAAUGCUAAGGCCAUCGAGGAACGUAACAAGGAGUGGGAAGCAGCGCCCAAGAUCUUCGAAUUCAAAGAUGCUGGAGUCAACUGUGUGGCAGUUGGGAGCUCCCCCAGGUUUAAGGUUUACGAUGUGGACUUUGGGUGGGGAAAACCGGAAGGAGUGAGGAGUGGUUCCAACAACAGGUUCGAUGGGAUGGUUUAUUUGUAUCAAGGGAAGAGCGGCGGGAGGAGCAUUGAUGUGGAGAUCACUUUGGAAGCUGGAACCAUGAAGUUGUUGGAGAAAGAUAAGGAGUUUCUCAUGCAAGUCUAGUCACUCACAGAUUGAAUAUUAGAUCAAGAGGGUGGCAUGCAUUUUAAGAUAUAUUUUUAUCAAAUUAUAACCUUGGAUGGCAAGUAGGUUUUUAGGUAAAAUAAAGCAUAGUUACACCAACAUAUACCUUAUGCAAUACCAAUAUUCUCCCACUCAUUUGUCAAAAGAAAUAAAUUAUCCUACCCAAUUAAAUUAUAAACAUUAUUUUAAUUUA